This is a messenger RNA of Gambusia affinis (western mosquitofish), 9464 nucleotides long. It is a transcript of the gene pi4kaa, whose product is annotated as phosphatidylinositol 4-kinase, catalytic, alpha a. Gene Ontology annotation, biological process: phosphatidylinositol-mediated signaling; phosphatidylinositol phosphate biosynthetic process. Bases 96 to 6476 code for a protein of 2126 amino acids. Gene Ontology annotation, cellular component: plasma membrane; cytoplasm. The record is from RefSeq and is a predicted model, not a curated record. Gene Ontology annotation, molecular function: 1-phosphatidylinositol 4-kinase activity. NCBI's taxonomy places the organism in Eukaryota, Metazoa, Chordata, Actinopteri, Cyprinodontiformes, Poeciliidae. The transcript is spliced from 54 exons.
UCACCGUACUUCUGGCAGCCUCUGUAUCUGCUGUGGUUGGGCCGAAAGACGGAAGAUGUUUGUGUCUGUGUAGCGGGGUCCGGGAAUGGUUAAACAUGUCUCUGAAUGGAGGAGGAUGCAGAGGCUUCUACUUCAACACCGUGCUGUCUCUGGCUCGGUCGCUCGCGGCUCACCAGCACGCGCCAUUAGACAAGGUGCAGAAGCUGCACUGCAUGUGCCCUGUGGACUUCAGAGGCGUCUUCCAGCUUGAUGAGAGGAGGCGGGACGCUGUGACUGCUCUUGGGAUUUUUCUCGUAGAGUCCAACCUGCAGCACAAAGACGUCAUCGUCCCCUACCUUCUUGGGCUCCUCAAAGGGCUUCCCAAGGUCCAGUGGAUCGAGGAGAGCUCGGAACGCAAAGGGCGGGACGCUCUUCCUGUCGCAGAAAACUUCAGCUUUUGUCUUGUGACGCUGCUCUCAGAUGUUGCUCAGAGAGAUGAGAACUUUAGAGGACAGAUCCUGGAGGCGCUCAUGGACAUCAUGCAGGUCCUCCAAGACAUCUGCAAAAAUCCAGAUGCUCACGAUAAAGGAUAUCUGUGCAGGUACACUGUGCCCAGCCUGCUCGGUGUGGCCAGGGCGUUUGGGCGAUACAGUAACACGGACGAGCCGCUGCUGUCCAAGCUGUUCCCCCGACCCGCUGCUCCGUUGCUCUCUGCGGGUGACUGCAGCGACGCGGCCCGACGGCGCUCCUUCAACGACUUCCGCUCCAUCCUGCCGAGCUCUCUGCUCAUGGUGUGUCAGGGAGACUCUCUGAAACGUAAAACCUCCUCCGUGUCCAGCGUUUCACAACAGGCAAGUCCAGAGAGAAGCGGACUGAUGCCCAGCUCUCCUGCCGAUCCGUCUGCGCAGUACUUUGAAGGCUCCUACCUCCCUGAUGGCAGCGCCCUGGACCCCGAUUAUUACUUCUCCACCAUCAGCUCCAGCUUCUCUGUCUCUCCUCUUUUCACUGGGAGCAGCUCAGGAGAGUUCCAGGUCCCUCUGGAGAUGCUCAGACAGCUCCUUCACAUGGUUGAGCAAUUUGUUUCCGAGUCGUUUUUGAAGUCACUGGAUGGGAUCUUAGCAGAAUACCAGGAGAGCAAUCCAGAAAUUCAUCUUUACUACAAGACGUUCAGUGAUCCGUUAUAUGUGGCCAUAUUUAAAAUGCUGAGAGACACUCUGUACAAUCUGAAAGACCUUCAGACGGAUUAUGUGAAGGAGGUUCACGACUUCGUCCUGGAGCAGUUCAGCAGCAGCCAGUCAGAGCUGCAGAGGAUUCUCCAUGACGUGGAGUACCUCCAGAGCGAACUGAGCCCGCUCAAACUGCGUUGCCAGGCCAACGCUGCCUGUGUUGACCUCAUGGUAUGGGCUGUUACAGAGGAACAGGGAGCUGAGAACCUUUGCACCAAACUGUCAGAGAAGCUGCAGUCAAAGACGUCUAGUAAAGUUAUCAUCGCACACAUGCCCCUCCUCAUAUGCUGCUUACAGGGUUUGGGUCGUCUGUGCGAGCGCUUUCCUGUCGUGGCUCACUCCGUCACCACGUCUCUCAGAGACUUCCUGGUGGUGCCCUCUCCUGUCCUGGUGAAGCUCUACAAAUAUCACAGCCAGUGCGCUCCAGGAGGAAGUGACAUCAAGAUCCAUGUGACCAAUGAACAUUCUCAGUCAACCAUCAGCACCAAUGCAAGCAAGAAGAGCCAGCCCUCCAUGUACGAACAGCUGCGCGACAUCUCCAUUGAUAACAUAUGCAGGUGCCUGAAAGCUGGCCUCACGAUGGAUAACGUCAUCGUGGAGGCUUUCCUCGCCAGUCUGUCCAACCGUCUCUACAUCUACCAGGAAAAUGACAAGGAUGCUCACCUGAUCCCAGACCACACCAUCAGAGCUUUGGGCCACAUCGCCGUGGCGCUGCGCGACACCCCCAGGGUGAUGGAGCCCAUCCUGCAGAUCCUGCAGCAGAAGUUCUGCCAGCCGCCUUCGCAGCUCGACGUCCUCAUCAUAGAUCAGCUGGGCUGCAUGGUGAUCACAGGCAAUCAAUACAUCUACCAGGAAGUGUGGAAUUUGUUCCAGCAGAUCAGUGUCAAAGCGAGCUCCAUGGUUUACUCCACCAAAGACUUCAAAGACCACGGUUACAGACACUGCUCUCUGGCUGUUAUAAACGCUCUGGGUAACAUAGCAGCCAACAUGCAGGCCGAGCAGAUGGUGGACGAGCUGCUGGUCAACCUGCUGGAGCUUUUUGUGCAGCUGGGCUUAGAGGGGAAGAGAGCCAGUGAGCGGGCCUCGGACAAAGGCCCGGCCCUGAAGGCCUCUAGCAGUGCCGGAAACCUCGGCGUCCUCAUUCCGGUUAUAGCCGUGCUGACGAAGAGGUUGCCACCGAUAAAGGAGGCAAAGCCGCGUCUGCAGAAGUUGUUCAGAGACUUCUGGCUCUACUCUGUCGUCAUGGGAUUCGCAGUGGAGGGCUCAGGCCUGUGGCCGGAGGAGUGGUACCAAGGAGUUUGUGAAAUCGCGACCAAAUCACCGCUGUUGACGUUUCCCAGCGGGGAGCCUUUACGCUCGGAGCUUCAGUAUAACUCUGCGCUGAAGAACGACACCGUCACUCCAGCGGAGCUGAAUGACCUGCGCGGCACCAUCAUCAACCUGCUGGACCCGCCUCCAGAGGUGGCCGCCCUCAUCAACAAGCUGGACUUUGCGAUGUCCACAUACCUGCUGUCUGUCUACAGGCUGGAGUACAUGAGGAUGCUGCACUCUCUGGACUCGGAACGCUUCCAGGUCAUGUUUCGUUACUUUGAAGACCGAGCGAUACAGAAAGAUAAAUCUGGUAUGAUGCAGUGCGUGAUCGCUGUCAGCGACAAGGUGUUUGAGGUUUUCCUUCAAAUGAUGGCUGAAAAACCUAAAACCAAAGCUCACGAGGAGGAGCUGGAACGCCACGCUCAGUUUCUCCUGGUCAACUUCAACCACAUCCACAAGCGGAUCCGCAGAGUGGCCGACAAAUAUCUGUCUGGUCUGGCUGAAACAUUCCCCCACCUGCUUUGGAGCGGCCGGGUGCUGAAGACCAUGUUGGACAUCCUGCAGACUCUCUCCCUGUCCCUCAGUGCAGACAUUCAUAAAGAUCAGCCGUAUUAUGACAUCCCUGACACUCCGUACAGAAUCACUGCCCCGGACACGUAUGAAGCCAGGGAGAGCAUUGUCAAAGAUUUUGCUGCGCGGUGUGGGGAAAUCCUUAAGGAGGCUAUGAAGUGGGCGCCGUCUGUAACAAAGUCCCACCUGCAGGAGUACCUGAACAAACAUCAGAACUGGGUCUCGGGUCUGUCCCAGCACACGGGUUUGGCCAUGGCCACUGAAAGCAUCCUGCACUUCGCUGGCUACAACAGACAGAGUACCACUCUGGGGUCCACCCAGCUGACUGAGAGGCCAGCCUGUGUGAAGAAGGAUUACUCCAACUUCAUGGCAUCCCUGAACCUGCGGAACAGAUACGCUGGAGAGGUUGCAGGAAUGAUCCACUUUGCGCAGGUAGUCAGGGGCCAGCCGGAUCUGACCCGGAUCAUGAUCAAACAGAUGGAGGAGGCCCUGGACUCUGCUCAGCCCGAGGCCUUCACUGAGGCCAUGUUCAAACUGGCCGCGUUGCUCAUCAGCAGCAGCGAAUGCGACCCUCAGCUCCUGCACCACCUCUGCUGGUCGCCCCUCAAGAUGUUCACGGAGCACGGCAUGGAAACAGCCAUUGCAUGCUGGGAGUGGCUGCUGGCGGCGCGCACGGGGGUGGAAGUACCGUUUAUGCGGGAGAUGGCGGGAGCGUGGCAGAUGACGAUGGAGCUGAAGAUGGGCCUGUUCUCCAACGCGCAGCACGAGGCCGAUCCUCUUGCCGCGUCAGAGGAAAGUCAGCCUGUGCCCUGCCCUCCAGAUGUCACCCCUCACCACAUCUGGAUCGAGUUUCUUGUCCAGAGGUUUGAAAUAGCCAAAUAUUCCAGCGCCGAUCAGGUGGAGAUCUUUGGCAGCUUGCUGCAGCGCUCCCUGUCCUUGGGCGUCGGCGGAUCUAACAGCGGCUUGAACCGCCACGUGGCUGCCAUUGGACCACGUUUCAGGCUGCUGACUUUAGGUCUGGCUCUGCUGCACUCUGACGUUCUCACCAACUCCACUGUGAGAAACGUCAUCAGAGAGAAGAUCUACUCCACAGCCUUCGACUACUUCAGCGUGUCUCCGAAGUUUCCCACCCAGGCCGACAAGCGUCUCCGCGAGGACAUCUGCAUCAUAAUCCGCUUCUAUGCCAGCAUCCUGUCGGAUAAGAAGUACCUGGCAGCGUACCAGCUGGUCCCACCCGGUGAGCUUGGUACUACCUCAGCCCCGAGCACUCUCUCUGCUGGGAUAUUCGGAUCGCUAAUCGUGUCCAGCACAUCUCCGAUAUCGAUCUUAAAUAAUCAGGACCCGUCCUUGAACAGCCUAUCGGUGAUGAACGCCGCCGACCUGAGGAGCAACAUGGACUCCAGCUCCCGAUCCCAGCAGAGCGCCCAGGGGUGGAUCAACACCUACCCUCUGUCCAGUGGGAUGUCCACCACGUCCAAGAAGUCCGGCACAUCUAAAAAGAGCAACAGAGGAACUCAGCUUCACAAGUACUACAUGAAACGCCGGACUCUGUUGCUGGCGCUGCUGGCCAGUGAGAUCGAGCGCCUGACGACGUGGUACAACCCGCUCUCCACUCAGGAGCUGGCCAUCGCCACUGAGCAGUCGGUGGAGACCAGCAUCGCCAACUGGAGGUCCAAGUACAUCAGCCUGACGGAGAAACAGUGGAAGGACAACGUCAAUCUGGCCUGGAGCAUUGCACCUUACCUGGCUAUGCAACUACCUGCAAGGUUUAAAAACGAUGCCAUCGUUGCCGAAGUGACCCGGCUGGUGAGGUUGGACCCCGGAGCGGUGAGCGACGUACCCGAGGCCGUUAAGUUCCUCGUGACGUGGCACACCAUCGACGCCGACUCCCCUGAGCUGAGCCACAUCUUGUGUUGGGCUCCGGCUGACCCGCCCACGGGUCUGUCCUACUUCAGCAGCAUGUACCCUCCUCACCCUCUCACUGCACAGUAUGGAGUUAAAGUGCUGCGCUCCUUUCCUCCGGACGCCAUCUUGUUCUACAUUCCUCAGAUUGUGCAAGCGCUUCGUUAUGAUAAGAUGGGUUACGUGAGGGAGUACAUCCUGUGGGCGGCGCAGAAGUCUCAGCUUCUUGCUCAUCAGUUCAUCUGGAACAUGAAGACCAACAUCUUCAUGGACGAGGAGGGACACCAGAAAGAUCCCGACAUCGGGGAGCUGCUGGAGCAGAUGGUGGAGGAGAUCAUGGGUUCUCUGUCCGGUCCGGCCAAAGACUUCUACCAAAGAGAGUUUGACUUCUUUAACAAGAUCACCAACGUGUCCGCCAUCAUCAAGCCGGUUCCGAAAGGAGAGGAGCGAAAACGAGCUUGUCUCAAAGCGCUGUCGGACAUCAAAGUGCAGCCAGGUUGUUACUUACCCAGUAACCCAGAAGCCAUAGUGCUGGACAUCGACUACAAGUCUGGAACCCCCAUGCAGAGCGCUGCCAAGGCUCCCUAUCUGGCCAAGUUUAAGGUGAAGCGCUGCGGGGUGAGCGAACUGGAGAGGGAGGGUCUUCGCUGUCCAUCCGACUCCGUGGAAGACGGAGAGGAAAAUCCAGACGGAUCGCGCAGGGUCUGCUGGCAGGCGGCCAUCUUUAAAGUGGGAGACGAUUGCAGACAGGACAUGCUGGCUCUGCAGAUUAUUGGGCUGUUUAAGAACAUCUUCCAGCUGGUGGGCCUGGACCUGUUUGUCUUUCCCUACAGAGUGGUUGCCACGUCGCCAGGGUGCGGUGUAAUCGAAUGCAUCCCAGACUGCAAAUCCAGGGACCAGCUUGGUCGCCAGACAGACUUUGGGAUGUACGAUUAUUUCCGUAACCAGUACGGCGAUGAAUCCACCCUAGCCUUUCAGAAGGCUCGGUACAACUUCAUCCGCAGCAUGGCCGCCUACAGCCUCCUGUUGUUCCUGCUGCAGAUCAAAGACAGACACAACGGCAACAUCAUGUUGGACAGCAAGGGCCACCUGAUCCACAUUGAUUUCGGCUUUAUGUUUGAGAGCUCCCCAGGCGGUAACCUGGGCUGGGAGCCGGAUAUCAAGCUGACGGACGAGAUGGUGAUGAUCAUGGGAGGAAAAAUGGAGGCUACGCCGUUCAAAUGGUUCAUGGAGAUGUGUGUCAGAGGGUAUCUGGCUGUGAGGCCUUACAUGGAUGCUGUGGUUUCCCUGGUAACACUCAUGCUGGACACGGGGCUGCCAUGUUUCAGAGGACAAACCAUCAAACUUCUUAAGGGACGUUUUAAUCCGCAGAUGAGUGAGAAAGAGGCAGCAGCAUUCAUAAUAAAAAUCAUCCAGAGUUGUUUCCUCAGUAGCAGGAGCAAAACAUACGACAUGCUGCAGUACUACCAGAACCAGAUUCCUUACUGAGGGGCGUCCAGCAGAACUCCGCUCCCACUGACUGAAUCCACAGCAGCAUCUGUAGGACGAUUGUUUCCAAGGACCUGACCAGACAGCAACUGGGCACUUUAACCCUCCAGUUUUACUCUGCACACUAUGAUUUUAUAAUAACGUCCAUGUAUAUUUUAGAGAAUUUCUUGACAGGGAUCUGAAUUACCCUUUAACUUCUGCGUUCAUGCUGUGUUUUUCGUUAGUUUACCAGCAAACACUAAAGAUUUACACUUGGAGAAUGAGGUCAAAAAGGGACUCGGUUUCUGCUCAUCAAAGCAGGAACCUCACUGUUGUUGUCAUGGUGUUGCUGUGCUGUUACCCACUUUAAUGCACUUUAUAGAUCAGCAAUAGAUCAGUAUAUUCCUUAGAGAUGAAAACAAUCCACAUGGUAUUGUAGGCUUAGAAGAACAUGAAUAGCAGUUGUUAUAUAGGUAAAGUAUAUAUAUAUCCUUACAAGAGUCAGUCCACAUUUAUUCUAACAGUAGUCUGUAGUCAGUUAAAGGUAUUAAGACAUUAAGCUGUGAUUUUUACAGUAGUGUGUACUGUAGAAUAUUUACUAUAGAGUCACAUUCAGAACACUGGCAGCUUUAUCAGUCGAAGUUACAUGUUAACAUUUACGUUCACCAGGGUUUUAAGGAGCUUUUAGCCGUUAGAGCGAACCUCGUCUUCUUGUCGCAUGUUUUGAUGUCAGUGUUGAUGGGCACCCAUUACAAAAAGGCAGUUUUCCACUACAGGAACUCAACCCAUAACUUGAACUUACAGGGCUCCGCUGCUACUUCCACUUUCCAAAGUGUUUUUAGCCCAGAUGUUGCAGAUUUGGUUGAUGUAAUUUUUUGAUAUGAAAUGUCUGCAGAGUAUUGGCAUUAAGAAAAACAGUGGCACUAAAACACUCAAGAGUUUACUUUACAUCAAGUAUAUUAUUAUUAACAACAUUGUAUUCCUAAAUACAUCAUUAUAAACCUGAGAUCACUAGUGAAAAGUCAUAAGAAAUGGGUGAAAUAGUCACACUGAGUGAGUGGACAUUGAGGACAGGAGCAAUACUCUGAGCUAGAGCUUUUUUUUAUUUCAAGAAUACUAUCAAAAAGCAUUGCUAACAGGUAAAAUAAUAAUAAUGUUGCAGCAACAGUUCAGAGUUUCUUUAACUAAACAUUUUUCCAUCUUUUCUACCUGAAGCAAAAACAGUGAUGUUUAAAAGUUUUGAAACUUUUAAGUUGGAAGUUGGAAAAUGGGACAAGUUGCAUAACAUAAACCACCUCAGACAAGGAUAAAAUCGCAUUGGCUAUACAGAUCCUUUUCCAUACUUGGAAAAAUCAGUAAUGUGAAAUGCAAUGAUGUGUUUCCUCUUAGUACUAUGAUGCAGUUAUUACCUAUUUUUAUUAGAUAAGCAGCAGGUGGCGCUGCCUCAUGGAAACAAGCCAAAAAACGUAGGUGGAAUUAUCACUGCGUCUUAAAAUGAAAAAGGCCCAAGCUUAUUUCAAACAUGUUUGACAUGUUUUUAGAUAACUGCAUGCAAUGAUUCCCUUUGAUUUUAGCCUGAUAAAGAUGUAUCAUGGCAAAUUAAAACUGAAGUUUGGAAUGAUCAGAAAUAAAUAUUUGUGGAUUUACAGAUGCUUCUCUUACAGUAUUCAACAUGACUAAUAUGGUAAGCGUUUAAAGUUUUUUUUAAACGCGUAUUGUUACAAGUUUAUGCCGUUACAAAGUCAUUGGCAAUCUCCUGCAUUACUAUGUAACAACUCUCUCUAAAAGGCAUAAAAGAACCGAGGACAUAAAGAGCUCCAAAUAUACCACAUACGCUAAAUCAGGAUGUGCAAACACAUUUCCUGAAAACAAUCAUGUUCCAUUAGCUGUCAUGUUAAAGUUGUUUUUCUUCCAUCUACAGACAAAUACUGACCUCGCAUUACAAAUACAGCUGCAAGGUGGAGAACAAAUGAAAAAGCACAAGUUCUAAUUAUAGAAAGAGUGAACAUUUUUGCAACUUUUUUCUUGUUUCUUUCGGGUUUACCCUCUUAAAUUUCAGAUGUUUUAAUGUUAUAUUCUUUUGGAUUUCUUUUUGAGUGAUCCCUUAAUUGUAAAUGUCUUUUAUUGCUCCUUUUCCCUUACUGACUCAGCUUUUCAGGGUCUGUCGUUACAUUUAUUUCCUGUCCAGUGAAGUUUGUCAAAAUCAGUGCUUGCUGUUUUGAAACAUUCCUCAUAUUAUUAUCUGUCUUUACAUUUAAAUCAAGCCUCUCAAAGACAGAGCUCAAGAUGAUAUUACCUGAUACAAGCCAUUUAUCCUACCCUCUGUAGAAAAAGCUGUAGUAACACUUGAGAAGAAAAAGACUCAAUUUAUGCAAUAUAUUUGUGUGUGCUGGCGCUUCAUCUGAGUGCUGUAUUGUAUCGCCCUCUGUUACAUUGCCGGGUGUGUGUGUGUGUGUGUGUGUGUGUGUGUGUGUGUGUGCGUGUCUACUUCUGCAGCUGUCUUCCUGCUGUUGUUGUGUUUGCAAAUCAACCUGAAGUGUUCACCUCUUCUGUGAUCAGAAAGAUGUUUUUGAAAUCUAAAGUAAAUUUAUCAUGUCUACUGUUUUAAUGUGUGUGUGUGUCUGUAAAGGUGUCUUUAUGAGGACCAGCAGAGUUUUAGGGUGUUUAGGGGAACGAUGUUUAAGGUGUCUUACUCGGAUCAGGGUCAGAUGGAACAAUUGGAAGCUUUUGGACUGAUUUGUGGUUUUUUUGCACUCCAAAACAUGUUAUUGACCUCUACAUCAUUCUGAUGGCAUUAUCUACAUCUAUAUGCCACACCAAAAUAUGCAAUAAGAUUCACAGCUUUAAGGUAUUAUGCCUGAAAGGCGUUAAUAAAUGUCCUUAUAAAGAUUUCUGUGCAGACAUUGGUGUGCGUUUGUUUUGCUCGGUUUAUUUAUGUAUCAUUGCACCUUUUAGAUGGUCUGCUUUCUGCAACUGUAGUUAUUUCCGUAAUAAAUGUGAACAUUUUAA